CGCAGGUCGACAGCAUGUCCUCCUCUGGCCCUGCAGCCGAGGGAGAGGGAACCCCCGCCCAGUCCGCGUCCGAGAAGGAACCCGAAAUGCCCGACCCGAAAGAGGAAAGUGAAGAGGAGGAGGAGGACGACGAGGACGAGGAGGAGGAAGAGGAGGAGGAAGAAAAAGAAAAGAGUCUUAUUGUGGAAGGCAAGAGGGAGAAGAAGAAAGUAGAAAGGUUGACAAUGCAAGUCUCUUCAUUGCAAAGAGAGCCAUUUACAAUUGCACAGGGAAAGGGGCAAAAACUUUGUGAAAUUGAAAGGAUACAUUUCUUUCUGAGUAAAAAGAAAACAGAUGAACUUAGAAAUCUGCAUAAGCUGCUUUACAACAGGCCGGGCACAGUGUCCUCAUUAAAGAAGAAUGUGGGUCAGUUCAGUGGCUUUCCAUUUGAAAAAGGAAGUACCCAAUAUAAAAAGAAGGAAGAAAUGUUGAAAAAAUUUAGAAAUGCCAUGUUAAAGAGCAUAUGUGAAGUUCUUGAUUUGGAGCGAUCAGGUGUAAAUAGUGAAUUGGUGAAGAGGAUCUUGAAUUUCUUAAUGCAUCCAAAGCCUUCCGGCAAACCAUUACCAAAAUCUAAAAAAACUUCUAGCAAAGGCAAUAAAAAGGAACGGAACAGUUCUGGAACAGCAAGGAAAACGAAACGAACCAAGUGUCCUGAAAUUUUGUCAGAUGAAUCUAGCAGUGAUGAAGAUGAAAAGAAAACCAAGGAAGAGUCUUCAGAUGAUGAAGAUAAAGAAAGUGAAGAGGAGCCACCAAAAAAGAUAUCUAAAAAGGAGAAACCCAAACAGAAAGCCACUUCUAAAAGUAAAAAAUCAGUGAAAAGUGCUAAUGUGAAGAAGGCAGACAGCAGCACCACCAAGAAGAACCAGAACAGUUCCAGAAAAGAAAGUGAAUCUGAGGAUAGCUCAGAUGAUGAACCUUUAAUUAAAAAAUUGAAGAAACCUCCUACAGAUGAAGAGUUGAAAGAAACAGUAAAGAAAUUAUUGGCCAAUGCUAACUUGGAGGAAGUCACAAUGAAGCAGAUUUGCAAAGAGGUUUAUGAAAAUUAUCCCGCUUAUGAUUUAACUGAAAGAAAAGAUUUCAUUAAAACAACUGUUAAAGAGCUGAUCUCUUGAGAGCGCGGACAGAUGACUUGUUCCAUGGAUUUAAGGAUCUGAUUUAUACCGUUAUACCAGCAGAGAGAAUGUAUUUCCUUUUUUUAAAUCCUUGCAAGCAUUGUGUUGGUCGAACUUAGCGAAGACCUUUUUAUCUUGAGUGUUAUGUAAAUUUGUUUGCCUUUUAAAAUUGCAUUUCUAUGCAGUUUUUAGUUUAAAAUUUUGCAUGGCAGUAAUUGUUUCUUGCUUUUAUAGUCAUUUUGUACAUUUCAAAAUUCUUUAUAUAAGGUCGUAGAUAACUGUUGUAGUUUUUAGUGCACUUACUAUAUUAGCUAAAGGCAUACUUUUAAUCAGGUAGUACAGAAACUAUUAUAACUGGCAUUUAUACAUGCAGAGAUUAUUGCAGUAUUUAGUAUAUGAAAUAUUUUGAAUACACAUCUCUGUCAGUGUAAAACUCAGUGGCGGUGUGUUCAUCAUAUUUAAAAUACCCAGGCUUCAGCUGCCCAGAUGACUAAAUCAGAACUUUUCUCCUGCAUGUGUAUAUAUGUCAAAUUGUCAGCAUGUCAGAAGUGACAGAUGUUAUUUUUGUAUUUUUAAAAACAAAUUUGUUGUAUAUAAAGUUUUUUAAUUUCUUUUGUGCAGAUCAAUUUUUAAACUCAUAGGUAGACACCUUUACAGUUAUAAACCAUUGCAUAUCAGUGUUCAGCCAGAAGGUGUGACCGCAGUGAAAGUCAGGGCGAGAGAAGCACUGACAGAACAGUUCUCUGCUUUGCCUCGAAAGUGUCACUCUAGUGUAGUGAUAAUUCUGCAACAGUGUCUGUAGAUGUAUUUUAUAUUUAAAGUAGUGCAAAAUCAACACAUCAAAACUUUUUUGGACAAAGAGUGGGAUUAAAUACAAGCACAUGAGGCUUAUGAGAAAUAAAUGAUUUUUAUUACCUGCUUUUAACUGCUUUUGCCCAAGUAAAAUGCUGAUGUUUAUAGAAAACUUGACCACCUUUCUGAUUGUGGUAGAAGUAGCCAGUGUAAUUGCAGAAGAUAAUCUGGGGACAGUAGUGGGUAGCUCUGACAAAACACUUCUCAAAAAUGGUAAUAUAAAGAAACUUAACUUGUUUGUGGAAUCCGGGCUGUUGGAUUUUAAAUUUUGGCCAAUCAAGACUCUAGGUGAUCAACAGGACCACUCCUUAAUGAGGAUAAUUCUUUUAUGUUGUCUUAAUCAGUUUAUUAAAUAAUCUGGAAUUAAACAUGCAGUUUGAAAAAAAUUAGGCCUUUCAUAAACCAAUUGGGCGGCUAAGGUAAAAUAUUUGCAUCAUAGAACAGAAAUAAAAGUGAUAUAAAUGUUGAUAGUAUUUCCACAGGUUUGACUUGUUUCUUGAUAAAAGGUUAAGACCUUAGAGUAUACAUACUACAGAUGAAUGGACUAAAAAUCUAAACUAAGAAUUGGCUUAUGAUUUUAAAUAUAUAAUUUGUUCCUAUAAACCUUGUCAAUAAAAGUAAUA
Condylura cristata (star-nosed mole) is the source of this 2626-nucleotide messenger RNA. RefSeq names its product DEK proto-oncogene (gene DEK). Gene Ontology annotation, molecular function: histone binding; DNA binding. Lineage: Eukaryota; Metazoa; Chordata; Mammalia; Eulipotyphla; Talpidae. The transcript is spliced from 10 exons. Bases 15 to 1151 code for a protein of 378 amino acids. Gene Ontology annotation, cellular component: nucleus. Gene Ontology annotation, biological process: chromatin organization; regulation of double-strand break repair. The record is from RefSeq and is a predicted model, not a curated record.